Messenger RNA from Aspergillus candidus, 2088 nucleotides. Its product is annotated as ferric reductase family protein. The coding region runs from base 1 to 2088 and encodes 695 amino acids. Gene Ontology annotation, biological process: copper ion import; iron ion transport; intracellular iron ion homeostasis. Gene Ontology annotation, molecular function: ferric-chelate reductase activity. The record is from RefSeq and is a predicted model, not a curated record. NCBI's taxonomy places the organism in Eukaryota, Fungi, Ascomycota, Eurotiomycetes, Eurotiales, Aspergillaceae. Gene Ontology annotation, cellular component: plasma membrane. The transcript has 2 exons.
AUGUCCGGCAUGGGCCACAUGUCCAUGGGCGAUGAUGUCCCCGACCUCUUCCAUCUCCAGCGCAUGUACUGGGCCGUCGUGGGAAGCGCCAUCGCAGCAGCUACAGUCGUCAAUAUUCUGAAUCGCUGUCUUGCAUACCAGAGACUACAUGACACAACGCUCACCCCAUCCAAACCAAAAUCACUCUUCUUCAACACAUACGCCACACUGACAGCCAUCGUUCGCGAAGCCAGCUACGCGACUCUCCCUCCAUGGUCCAUCCGAGGGUAUACACUCCACUUCGCCCCGCUAGGCCCAGUCUCCCUCAUCCUGGCAAACCUAGUCAUCAUCCUCGUCCUCUGCUUCUACAAGCUCGACACAUCCGACCGCUGGAAAUGGGAAGACGUCGGCUACCGAACAGGAUUCAUCGCAAUCUGCCAACUCCCCUUGAUCUUCCUGCUCUCAGGAAGAACGAACAUCAUCGGCUUCCUCUCCGGAUCAAGCUACAACCGCCUCAACUGGCUCCACCGGUGGAUCGCCCGCACGCUCUGGCUGACAGCGACGAUCCACAUGGGCUUCUGGUUCCGCAACUGGGCGCAAUACGACUACAUCGGUUACCAGCUGCGCAACGACCCGCUGACCCAACGCGGAUUCAGCGCGUGGUGCAUCCUGACCGCUAUCGUCUUGUCGUCGAUGGCUCCCGUGCGCCGGCUGAGCUACGAGUUCUUUGUCUUGCAGCAUCUCGUCCUGUUUGUGGGGUUCCUCGUCGCUAUCUGGCUGCAUGCGCCGGCCGAAGUCAAGGUGUGGGUGUGGAUUCCCAUUGGGUUGGUAGUGUUUGACCGGGUUGCGCGGUACGCAUGGGCGGCUUACGCCAAUUUGUCUAUCUUUCACCGUUCGCCCACCAAGCAGGCACCUUGGGCUAAUCGCGCGACUCUCACUCCGCUGCCGGGGAAUGUCACCCGCGUGACGAUCGAGAACCCGACUGUGAGCUGGAAAGCAGGCCAGCAUGUGUUCCUGACGUGCCACUCGCUCGUGCCCCUGCAGAGCCAUCCAUUCACUAUCGCUUCGAUCCCCUCAGACGGCAAAAUGGAGUUCCUAAUACGUGCCGAGAAGGGCGGUACUCGCCGUUUCUUUCGCUACGCUUUGAAGCAGCACGGCGUCCUUGGGUCAUCAGCAUUGGCAUCCGAAGAGCAGACCCGCACGGUAUUCAUCGACGGACCGUACGGGGCUAUCCGACCCCUGCGGCAGUUUGACAGCGUAGUCCUGCUGGCAGGUGGCAUGGGAGCCACGUACAUCAUGCCCUGUCUGCGGGAUAUUAUCGCGGGAUGGAAGGAGAGUGGCAUGGGAGGAAAACCCCGUACGACAGCCACGAAACGCAUUCGGGUCGUGUGGGUGGUCAAGUCGCGAGCCCAGCUAUCUUGGUUCGAGAGGGAGUUGCAAGCCGUCCAUACGGAGGUCGAGCAGUGUCGUCGCGAGCAGCCGGAUAUUACCCGAGAGGUGGAAAUAAGUGUUUACGUUACUUGUGACGAGAAGUUAGAGCCUGUCGUGCAGCAGACUGUGUGUCUGCAGUCCAACGAGCCGACGCAGACGAGGGGUGAGAACCCCGCUGAAGGGGCAGAAAAGGCGGGACACAAAGACGACGCCUCCGUUCGUUCUGUAACGCCGUCCUACCACACUUCGUCGCCGAUAGAAAACUGCUGUCAGUCGGGCGGUGGAUGCUGCUGCUGCGUUGAUGCUGUCGACGAAGACCAGAUUGCGGACGAAAUAUGCACGUGUUCUGGACAUGCAGCCUCAACCGACACACACGAUGUAGCAAUGACUACUGCGGCCACAGCGCCAGAAAAACCUACCGCAAAAACAGAACCACCUUUCCACUCAUCUACUGGAGACAAGAACCUGAACAUCUUGUCUGGCCGCCCCAAACCCCGCAACAUUAUCCGCAAAGCGCUGGAAAAAGCAGAAGGAGAGAGCGCAGUUGUGGUGUGCGGGCCUGCUGGUCUGUCAGAUGAAGUUCGUCGGAGCGUGGUGUAUCUAAGCGAUGAGCGGGCGGUACACAAGGGGACGGGGGCGCAGGGGGUGUAUUUGCAGGUGGAGGGGUUUGGAUGGUAA